UGGCUUCCUUUAUUUUUGAGCUGCAAAAACUAACACUGUUUCGAAAAUUUGCUGGUUUUGUAUUUGAUUUUUGAACGCAACCUCUCCGGUGAUCAAAUGGCCGAUGUUAAGAGCAAAUUUGAGUCUGCGAGGGAAUGGGUUGUCGAUCACAAGCUUAGAGCUGUUGGGUGUCUAUGGCUUAGUGGAGUUGCUGGUUCAAUCGCUUAUAAUUGGUCUCAACCCAAUAUGAAAACCAGUGUCAGGCUUAUUCACGCCAGGUUGCACGCACAGGCGCUUACGCUGGCUGCAUUAGCUGGUGCAGCGGUGGUAGAGUACUAUGAUCAUAGAAGUGGAGCAAAGGCUGAACGAUAUGCAGGGUACAUCCCUCACAAGGACGCCAAAUGAUUCGGAGCUUACUAAUCAUUUAUUCAGCCCUUUAAUGACUACAUUAUGCGUCGGUGGAUGGAUAUGAAUAACAAAAAUAUGUAAGAAGAGGCAUGGGUUUUGAUCCUUGUACCAGUUUGUAUUGCUUUAUUCAGUAAUUAGCGUUUUAGCAUAUACUUGAUGGAGAGAAAUGAAAUGAGAAGGAGAGUGAGUGGAUGCAUAUUUGUGACAGGAAGUUAUUGAUGUGUGGUAUAUAUUGGUGCAAGGAGAUUUCAUUAUAAUGCAAACCUCAAAGUUCAUUUGUUUAA
Molecule: messenger RNA, 671 nt
Organism: Mercurialis annua (annual mercury)
Lineage: Eukaryota; Viridiplantae; Streptophyta; Magnoliopsida; Malpighiales; Euphorbiaceae
Exons: 3
Coding region: 97-384 (95 amino acids)
Biological process (GO): mitochondrial respiratory chain complex IV assembly
Cellular component (GO): mitochondrial inner membrane
Source: RefSeq, a predicted model, not a curated record